AUGGACUUCGUUAGUAGGUUAACUCUAACACCCACUAACAAAGAUUCUGACUGGCUCAUCGUUGAUCGAUUGACCAAGUUUGCUCACUUCAUUCCAGUCAGGACAGACUUUUCUCUGCAAAAGUUGGCUAAACUCUACAUUUCUAAAAUAGUGAGGCUACAUGGGGUACUUGUCUCAAUCAUCUCUGAUAGGGAUCCUCGCUUCAUUUGGGAGGAGUACUUUCCAUUACCAGAGUUCGCUUACAAUAGUGGCUAUCAGUCUAGUAUACAGAUGGCACAGUACAAGGCACUGUAUGCUCGUCUGAAGCAUCGAGAGAUUGAGUAUUUUGUGGGGGACUUUAUGUUUCUGAAGGUCUCGCCAUGGAAGAAGGUUUUGUGGUUCGGCCGCAAGGUCGCUUAUAAGUUGGAGCUACCUUCAGAGUUAUACCACAUUCACGAUGUGUUCCACGUCUCGAUGUUGAGGCACUACCGCUCUGAUCUCACGCACAUCAUCCCUGUUGAAGAGAUUGAGGUUAGGCCAGAUCUGACCUUUGAGGAGGACCUAGUUCAGAUUCAGGAUUGUGACGUAAGAGUUCUGAGGAGGAAAUAUAUCCCUUUAGUGAAGGUUCUGUGGCAGAAUCAUAGUACUAAGGAGGCCACAUAG
Gossypium arboreum is the source of this 642-nucleotide messenger RNA. RefSeq lists its product as uncharacterized. Lineage: Eukaryota; Viridiplantae; Streptophyta; Magnoliopsida; Malvales; Malvaceae. The coding region runs from base 1 to 642 and encodes 213 amino acids. The record is from RefSeq and is a predicted model, not a curated record. The transcript has 4 exons. Gene Ontology annotation, molecular function: nucleic acid binding.